Sphenostylis stenocarpa is the source of this 2163-nucleotide messenger RNA. Lineage: Eukaryota; Viridiplantae; Streptophyta; Magnoliopsida; Fabales; Fabaceae. The record is from the annotation of a GenBank genome assembly.
AUGGCCACCAAGGACCUUGAUUUCAAUGCAGACAUAGCUCUGGCGAAGGAGUUCCUUUCCAAUUUCGCAGAUGCCAAUGGCGAAGCUAAAUACCUGAACAUCCUGCAAGACGUUGCAAACCACAAAACUAGAGCAGUUCAGAUCGACCUUGAGGACUUAAUUAACUACAAGGAUCUGGACGAAGAAUUUCUGGGUCGUGUUACUGAGAACACUCGAAGGUAUAUUGGGAUUUUCUCCAAUGCAAUUGACGAGCUCAUGCCAGAGUCCACUGAGGCCUUCACGGAUGAUGAUCAUGACAUAUUGAUGACUCAGAGAUCUGACGAAGGAGCGGAAGGUGUUGACGGUUCCGAUCCACUUCAGAAGAUGCCUCCUGAAAUCAAGCGCUACUAUGAGCUUUAUAUUAAAGCAUCCUCAAAAGGACGACCAUUUACAAUUAGGGAGGUGAAAGCUUCGAACAUUGGCCAGCUUGUAAGAAUCUCUGGUAUUGUGACACGUUGUUCGGAUGUUAAACCAUUGAUGAAAGUUGCUGUAUACACGUGCGAGGAUUGUGGAUUUGAAAUUUACCAGGAAGUAACAGCUCGAAUCUUCAUGCCCUUGUUUGAAUGUCCAUCUAAGCGCUGUGAUACAAAUAGAAGAAAGGGGAAUGUUAUUCUUCAACUGAGAGCAUCAAAGUUUUUGAGAUUUCAAGAGGCCAAAAUUCAAGAAUUAGCUGAACAUGUUCCCAAAGGCCAUAUUCCACGAACAAUGACUGUUCAUUUAAGAGGAGAACUCACCAGAAAGGUGGCUCCAGGUGAUGUGGUUGAAUUAUCUGGGAUUUUUCUUCCUAUACCUUACACUGGUUUUCGAGCAAUGCGAGCGGGAUUGGUUGCUGACACUUACCUAGAGGCCAUGUCUGUAACUCAUUUCAAGAGAAAAUAUGAAGAAUAUGAACUUAGAGGAGAUGAGGAAGAGCAGAUUGCAAGAUUGGCAGAGGAUGGUGACAUCUACAAUAAAUUAUCACGAUCACUUGCUCCUGAAAUUUUUGGACAUGACGACAUUAAAAAAGCACUUCUGCUUCUCCUAGUUGGGGCUCCCCAUCGGACCUUGAAAGAUGGAAUGAAGAUUAGAGGAGAUUUACACAUAUGUUUGAUGGGUGAUCCUGGUGUUGCCAAGAGUCAGCUUCUUAAACACAUAAUCAAUGUAGCACCCAGAGGGGUGUACACCACCGGCAGAGGAAGUAGUGGAGUUGGUCUAACUGCUGCUGUUCAAAAAGAUCCAGUGACAAAUGAGAUGGUUCUUGAAGGUGGAGCAUUGGUUCUAGCAGAUAUGGGCAUAUGUGCCAUUGAUGAAUUUGACAAGAUGGAUGAAUCGGAUCGUACAGCUAUACAUGAAGUUAUGGAACAACAAACUGUUAGCAUUGCCAAGGCUGGAAUCACUACAUCUCUGAAUGCAAGGACUGCUGUCCUUGCUGCUGCUAAUCCAGCAUGGGGAAGAUAUGAUCUAAGAAGAACUCCAGCUGAAAAUAUUAAUCUUCCUCAUGCGCUUCUAUCAAGGUUUGAUCUUCUGUGGUUAAUCCUUGAUCGAGCUGAUAUGGAUAAUGAUCUUGAAAUGGCUAGGCAUGUUGUAUAUGUUCACCAAAAUAAGGAGUCUCCUGCUCUAGGAUUCACUCCUCUUGAUCCAUCUGUUCUACGUGCAUACAUAUCAGCUGCGAGAAGACUGUCUCCUAGUGUUCCUAGGGAACUGGAAGAGUAUAUUGCUACUGCAUACUCCAGCAUUCGUCAAGAAGAAGCAAGGUCCAAUGCUCCACAUUCGUACACUACUGUCAGAACAUUGCUCAGCAUUCUUCGCAUAUCAGCUGCAUUAGCAAGACUCCGUUUUUCUGAAACUGUUGCUCAGAGUGAUGUGGACGAAGCACUGAGGUUAAUGCAGAUGUCAAAAUUCUCUUUGUACUCUGGUGACCGUCAAAAAUCUGGACUGGAUGCCAUAUCUGAUAUUUAUUCCAUACUGCGAGAUGAAGCAGCAAGAGGUAACCGAAUGGAUGUCAGCUACGCCCAUGCACUGAACUGGAUAUCUAGGAAGGGUUAUAGCGAAGCUCAGUUAAAAGAGUGCUUGGAAGAGUAUGCAGCACUGAAUGUAUGGCAGAUACAUCCUCACACCUUUGACAUUAGAUUUAUUGAUGCUUGA